UUUAAGUCCACUUUUUCUUUAUAUUUAACAACGAUUUCCUUAAUUCUUUUAUAACUUAUGAGAUUGUUAAUCAGAGUUGCCGUUUAUUCCCUCUUAUUAAUUGUGUGAGAAAGAAACUAUUUCUGCGUUGUAUUUUUCUGUACGAGAAAAAUUAUGUGCUAAACCAGCUGAUUAGCUGAAUAGAGAGUGUACUUAUAAAAAGAGAACAUAUCAAAAAUGUGAAUCAAUAGUCAAACAAUCGAAAUCCCGGUGUAUGGUACUAAAAAAUAAUUGUAACAUUUCUAAACAGCUGCUUGUUUAGCAUUGUUUGCGCGCGUUCUAACAUAGCCGUACGUGUAUUUGCGCUGCUCGGCACUUUUAAUAUUUUUAAUCAACCCCUUUUAUCUAUUUUAUUCAUAUUAAUUUGUUGUGGUUUAUUGCUUGUUCAAAUGACGCGGUGUCCUCUUGGCAAUCAUCAAGUGGAGGAUCCAGUACAUAUAACAGAGCCAGAAUUGGUACUGUUUAUUAAAAAAGGUUUCCCCGCCUUUCGCCCGCAAAAUGAAGUUUGUAAAAAAUGUAAAAAUGGUGUAAUGUCUAUGUUUAAUCUUAAGAAGCGACGUUUACGCAAAAAAAUUUCAACCAUUAAGAAACAAAUACGUGAUGCUAACACCGUGUCAUCCCUAGAUGACAGAUCUGAGGACAGCUUUGAUCGUUUAGUGGCAUCUAAAUAUGCGACAUUAAAUACCAUCAGAUAUCAAUUGCGAAAGGAAAAUGAAGAAUCGCAGUCCAGCAAGCAAACUGAACGAUCAAAAUCCAAUAGCGGUAGACAUUCAUCCGAGUGGGAUACAGAGUCAAUGGGUAACACAAUGUCAAGUAAAACGGCGUCACCGGUUAUAACAAGAGAAAAAAAUAAUAAUACAAGAAAUUCACAACAACCCACUACCAGUGUGGAAGCAGUCCAUCGUUUACGCGUUGGUGCGACGCCUGGAAAAAGACGAUCUAUUUUAGUUGAGGAGAAUCCGCGACGUCUAGAGGAAUUUUCACCAACUGUUUAUACCGAACAACCCCAAGUUGUUGUAUCAACUUCCAGCAAGAGUACAAUUCACGUAAGAACAUCACAAGAACCUACCACCAGCGUGGAAGUUCGCCGUACUUUUCAAAAAACUGCGAAGCGAGGACAUGCUACUGCUUCGAAUACCAGCAGUGAUAAUGACGAUGACGAGCCACAUUUAAGUCUAAAUUCCUUUAACGGCACUCGCUUGCCUCAUAUACAGCCGAUACCAAAGCGAAAACCUUUCAAUCAUCCCAAUAAGGAUGUAAUGGAUAUUUAUUUGCAAGGCCUUCAUGGAGGUUAAAAAGUUUACCUAUUCCUACCUACUAAUGUUUAAUGUGUCUUUAAGUUACAUAUGUUCGUUGUGUUUUUAACCACUUAUUGUUUAUCAAAUAUGCAUCUAAGUCCUGUUAUAC
Glossina fuscipes is the source of this 1446-nucleotide messenger RNA. RefSeq lists its product as uncharacterized. The record is from RefSeq and is a predicted model, not a curated record. Bases 429 to 1334 code for a protein of 301 amino acids. Lineage: Eukaryota; Metazoa; Arthropoda; Insecta; Diptera; Glossinidae. The transcript has 2 exons.